GAUCAACAGUUUAAAUCGAAAGUUCAACAGAAAAACAUCUCAUUGAUCAGUAAUGAAGUUUUGUUUAUUAUUUUUGCUCAUUUUUUCUGUGACUCAAGCUCUUCCACCUCCAAUUUCAAAUGACUUUCCGGAACUACGUGCACGAAUUAAAAGAUUGAGAGCAGUUUCAGAGAUGGAUAUUAUGGUUGCUUGUAAUCCAUUGUCAACAACAGCAAACCAACAUUUGACAAAUUUCUAUAAAGCUUUAACAAGACUUUCUCCAAUUGUCGGGUCAGAAGCAACAAAUGAAGCUUAUUUGUCACUUCAACCGCGAUUUGUUUCGGCCACAUCAAUGUGUUCAUCACAAAAUCCAUCAAUCAAUGAACUCAUUCGAAGAUUUGAAGAUAACAUUUUAAGGCGCGCUUGGUAUUUGUCAUCAUCAUUCUGCGUUCCGGAUGCUGAAGAACAAGCAUUUGCAUAUGGUCAUCAACUUUUCGGACAUUUUUCUGGCUUUUUGACUAACUAUGCGAUCACAACCAACAAUGAAUUUUCUAAUAAUCUUCAAUAUGGAUUUGAUCAUAUGAAUUUAAUUGAACAGAAAGGAGGUUCUGAGAGAACUCCAUUGCCAAUUUCCACAUUUAAUUAUGCUUUCAGUAUUCUGGAAAGCAGAUUUGUGAAUGUCCAUAAUCCUUGGUAUGAACACGAAACUAAAACAAGAUUGGGCCCUUACGACAUUUCGGGUGUUGACCAAAUAUGUCGUCCUAUGAUCAACGUUCCUAAACUUUAUUAA
Clunio marinus is the source of this 769-nucleotide messenger RNA. Lineage: Eukaryota; Metazoa; Arthropoda; Insecta; Diptera; Chironomidae. The record is from the annotation of a GenBank genome assembly.